UGUGGGGGAACGAUUAUCCGAUUUGAUCGGUGACAACCGAGAGGUCCCGUUAGUUGUAAACGCAGAGCGGAUAGGUUGACGUUUGUUUGCUAUUUACAGUGUUAGAUUGUGCAUUAUUCUACUUUUAUUAUCAGGGGGACAUCUGUGUCGAGGGAUAGGCUACAGUAUGUUUAUUUUAUUUGGAUGAACUGAGCAGCCAGCAAGUUCCAAGAAUUGGAUCGCCGAGGAGCUGAACCUGCCGCCUGCGAGCCUAUGAUCCGGUAUAUUUAUCAGUCUAUGAAGCCUACUGUAUGAAAAUCAAGUAUGUCAGGAAAACAUUUUAAAGGCCAUGAAGUCAGUUGCUGCAUAAAAUAUUUUAUUUUUGGAUUUAACAUAAUAUUUUGGUUGCUGGGUGUGGCCUUCCUUGGAAUCGGACUAUGGGCAUGGAAUGAGAAGGGUGUUCUCUCCAACAUCUCGUCCAUCACAGACCUGGGGGGCUUUGACCCUGUCUGGCUCUUCCUGGUGACGGGAGGGGUCAUGUUUAUCCUGGGCUUCGCCGGCUGCAUCGGAGCGCUGAGGGAAAACACCUUACUGCUCAAGUUUUUCUCUGUAUUCCUGGGGAUCAUCUUCUUCCUGGAGCUGACGGCUGGAGUGUUGGCCUUUGUCUUUAAGGACUGGAUCAAGGACCAGCUCAACUUCUUCAUCAACAAUAACAUCCGGGCGUACCGUGAUGACAUCGACCUCCAGAACCUCAUAGACUUCACACAGGAAUAUUGGGAGUGUUGCGGCGCAUUCGGAGCGGACGACUGGAACCUCAACAUUUACUUCAACUGCACGGACACCAACCCCAGUCGGGAGAAAUGUGGCGUUCCCUUCUCCUGCUGCACCAAGGAUCCUGCGGAGGAUGUGAUAAACACGCAGUGUGGCUAUGACGUACGAGCCAAAACGGAUGCAGAGCAGAAGACCUACAUCCAUGUGAAAGGCUGUGUGCCACAGUUUGAGAAGUGGCUACAGGACAACCUGACAGUGGUGGCUGGGAUCUUCAUAGGAGUUGCACUGUUACAGAUAUUUGGAAUAUGUUUGGCACAAAACUUAGUGAGUGACAUUGAAGCUGUGAGAGCAAGCUGUUUGUUUACCUGAUGUCACGGUUUACCUGUCUUCACCCAGGAAUGCACAGGUCUCUUCAGCAUGGCUACGCCAUUCUCGGCGCAUCAGAAAAUGCUCAAAGCCUGCUACCACUGGGAAAGAUUCCUGAGAGUACCUGCACCAUGGUGACCUGCACAUUCUGAUCCUUUUUAAAGAUGGGUUUAGGGUUGCAAAUUUCCAGUAACUUUCCCAAAAUUCCCAGGUUUUCCAGAAAUCCCAGUUGGCAGUUUUCUGGAAAACCUGGGAAUUUUGGGAAAAUGACCCUGUUUUGCAUCUCCAUUGUUCCAUGGGAUUCCAUCCAUGUGACAAACACUUUGUGUAGAAAUGUACAGAAAAUAAUGACCCCAAAAAACUUUGGGGAAAGUUGUUUGUAAAUGCACUGCAUGCCUGUCCCACAUAGGGUGGCCACAUUUAAAACACCCAAAUGCGAGACUACAGGAUGAUAUUGCGGGACAGUGUAGCCUACGUGAAUAAAAACAUUUGGCAGCCCCCCCCCCCCCCACAGGAAUUUAGACUGAAAGGAUUUUUACAAAUGUGAUUGGUUGAUGAUAUGACAUUGCCUACGUCUCGUCUGGCGCUGUGCAAAAUAUCAGAUCUCAACAACAAUUGGAGAAGUGUUUAACAUCACCAGUAUUCUUAGACUACCACAUCCUAAUGAUAUAUCUUUUUUUUCAUAAGCGCAUAUUAGUGGUGCUUGAAUUUGUUGAUAAAAUGCGGGACAUGAUUGUUUCGUUGCAGGACGCGAUACAAAGGGGGAAAAAUGUGGGACUGUCACAUGAUCCGGGACAUGUGGUCAACAUACUGGUCACAGUAGCAUGGAUUCUGGUUUUGUUUCAUUAGAAUGUGCAAAAGUUCUCUUAUUGACACAAGUAUUUUUAACAGUAAAAUAGUAGCUGUAUUUGUGGUGACACUGUGAGCUUAGGAAAGAGAGUAAUGGUGCUAGAGGGCAAAUGUACAGUAGUAGUCACAGCCUUUAAGUCACGUUUCCUUUGAACUGCUGAAGCAUUGUCAGUUCAAGCAUUUUUGUUGCACAAAUGAGCAUUCGUUAUAUCCCAUGCCAUCUCUACCACCUGGUGAAAUACAUACAGGUAUUUCAGAUACUUUCAAAUACUUGAGGUGUGCUUGAUUUAGCAUGUUUGCACUUUUGGGACAAGUCUCUUGGUUCCAUUUUAACAGGCAAACUAAAUCAAGCACACUUAAAGGUCCAAUGCAGCUGUUUUUAUCUCAAUAUCACAUACUUUUUGGAUAACAAUUAGGUACCUUACUGUGAUUGUUUUCAAUUCAAAUGGUUGAAAAUAAACUAAAAUAUCUUCUUGGCCUCCCGAGUGGCGCUGUGGUCUAAGGGUCUCCUACGACCGGGAGACCCAUGGGGCAGCGCACAAUUGGUCCAGCAUCACGUGAGGGGGAGGUUUGGCCGGCAGGGAUAUCCUUGUCCCAUCGCGCUCUAGCGACUCCUGUGGCGGGCUGGGCACAUGCACGCUGACACGGUCGGCAGGUGUAGUACAGUGUUUCCUCUGACACAUUGGUGUGGCUGGCUUCCGGGUUAAGCGGGCAUUGUGUCAAGAAGCAGUGAGGCUUGGUUGGGUUGUGUUUCGGAGGACGCACGGCUCUCGACCUUCGCCUCUCCCGACUCCCUAUGGGAGUUGCAGUGAUGAGACAAGACUAACUACCAAUUGGAUCCCACGAAAUUGGGCAGAAAAAAGGGAUAAAAAAAGUAUAAUAAUCGUUUCAAUCUCUUCUUAGCAAAGAGCAAUUUCUCUAGGACUGUAAGUGGUCUGAGUUAGGAGGGGCAAAACUGAAAAUUAGCUGAUAUUGGCAGAGAAGUUUGGAAAUUUUUCUUAUUGGGCGGCAGGUAGCCUAGUGGUUAGAGCAUUGGACUUGUAACCCAAAGGUUGCUGGUUCGAAUCCCUGAGCUGAUGAGGUAAAAAUCUGUUGUUCUGCCCCUGAACAAAGCAGUUAACCCACUGUCCCUAGGCCGUCAUUGAAAAUAAGAAUUUGUUCAUAACUGACUUGCCCAGUUAAAUAAAGGUAAAAAUAUAUAUUUUUUUUGUCUAUUUACUAAUUUACAGCAUGGUGGUGUCAACAGUGAAGGGUAAAACUACAUCCACCAAAACAGGAUGACAUUUCAGGUGGUAUUUUCAAACAGCUCUGACACUAAAAUAAUGUUAUCAUGUUCACAGUAUUAUUCCAACCUCAGCGUGGAAAUACACUUAAAACAUAGGAAAAUCACAUUUUUGACUGCACUGGGUGUUUUAAGUAUCAAUGUAUUUUGUCUGAUCUCUGCACACUCUACAUACAGGUUUUUAAUGGUUAAAACACACUUUCAGUUCAUGUCCACUAUGGUGGUCUUCUGUUUUCAAUACCUCAAAGUGAAUAGUGUCAAUCUUUAGGAAUCCCUGCUACUCCUUAUUCAAUUUUGUUCUGAGGGCUGAAUGUGAUUGGUUGGAUGAAAGCGAAACUACCAUUAGUGGGACAUUACAACGGCCAGAGUGAAAAGAAAACUCAGUUGCUGUCAUAUUUGUAGGUGGUGGAUUGUGUAGCACUUGGGUUACCAUGCUGAAGGUCCCUGGUUCAAAUCCCUGUGUGGUUUCAGUUUUCUAGCUCAACUAUCAGUGGGCGGGGCAUUCAAGGACCAGUGAGAGUGAAAUAAAGAUAAGACCAAGUGGGAGGUUUGAUUGGUUUUGACAAGAUGGGAUACCACUUUUGUCAGAUUUGACUUUUCAUAGCAGGUUAGAAGAAUUAGGAUAAGGGUUAGAUAAAAAUGCCCCAAAAAUUAACUGACUUAAUUUAACAAACGCUUAUAGCCAUGACCAAGGUGGAUGGACUUUUAACCAAGUUAACCAAUCACAGCCAGGACCAGUGACAGGUGAGUUAAAUCAAAUAAAUCCUGUUAGGGAGGUAGGAGGGCAUGAAACAUGGGUUGUGAGACACAAGGUCCCUGGUUUGAACCUUUCUAUAGUUGACCUUUAACAUUUUAUUUUGACUGUUUAGAGUGAAAAGACAAACGUUAGGCUGGUGGGUGGUGUCCUGGGUGGCUUUGGGCAUAACACAAGGGUUGCCAUUCAGUGGUUUCUUCACUUGAUUCCCAGUAUGGCCUUUAAUGUGACUUUUAUGAACUUGAACAAUCUCACUCUUUUCUGCCCUCAGAACAAGUUACUGUUUUUCUUUCAUUUCCAUGAAAUAAAUCAUUUUCUUUGUUGACCUGAUGACUUUGUUAAUAAUGUUAAUUGUUAAUAAAGAAGGGACAUGAAAGUGA
Molecule: messenger RNA, 4381 nt
Organism: Oncorhynchus masou masou (cherry salmon)
Lineage: Eukaryota; Metazoa; Chordata; Actinopteri; Salmoniformes; Salmonidae
Gene: tspan5a
Product: tetraspanin 5a
Exons: 10
Coding region: 304-1119 (271 amino acids)
Cellular component (GO): plasma membrane
Source: RefSeq, a predicted model, not a curated record